UUUGCAUGUGCUGCAGCUUGUUACCUGGCAACCUAAACCUGACUCCUCCUUCCUUUCUUCCUUGCUCCAUCACUUCCUCCCACCCUCCCAAACAUAAGCACCCACCUCCUCUGCCGCAUCUCACGCACGCUUUACGUGCCUUGUCAUCACGCACUGGGGCAGGUUCUGGCUUGCAAAUGGCACGAUGCCUUUCAUCUCUCAGGCGAAUCCACGCAAGAAAACACGCAAAGGCGUCUUAAUACCCGGAAUUAAGAUGGUCGUUUGAUUUGCGGCGUUUUGUUGAAUGUGGAGCUCGUGGAUGGCGAAUGAGGACUCAGAGAGCAAAACGUCCGGGGGCACUUAUAACACGCGAGUGGAUGUGAUGCCCGCGUGACUGCGGGGAGAAAUAGAGGCGGCACACCAGGCGGACUAUCCCCCUUGUGGUCUAAUGAGAAUUCCCUUUGGUGCAUUUUCACAUUCGAUGGAAGAUUUUUCUCGUUGAUGAGGUGAGAUAUCUUCAUCUUUUUUCUUUUUUUGCUCGGCGGUCCAUACAGAAGGUCGGAUGAUGCUCCGCUGGGGAGGAGGGCAGCGCGCGCGCGCACACAUACAUAUAGCCGAGCGGCCCACAAGCUGAAAAGGAUGUGUGUCUUUCCAUCUUUCUUGUUUUGGAAUGUUUGACAACGUGCUGCCUGCUGCUGCUGCUGCUUGCCGCAAUGCCUAUGGUGACAGAGUGGAAGUAGGAGAAAGAAGCAAAAUAUAUAUAUAUAUAUAUAGAAAAGAACGCAAAACCAGUAUGAGCCGCACAGAGGAGUCUUAUUGCAGGAUGCUGUGAGGUGUAGCCUACAGUAUUGACUUUCGAGUCAUGGCUGAAACAGUCAAAUGAGCUGUUUGAGUUCUUCAUUUUCAACUUUCUGCUGACCAGGCUCAAAAUGUUCAGCCACCCUUGAACGUUGCUUUUAUAACCAUACCUUGAGUCCAAGACUUUCAUCACAACCCCAAAAUGCCCUCGCCAUCAGACUCCAGCAGCGUGGCAUCGGCCUCAGGGUCCCGGGGUUGGUCGGACAGUCGUCGGGGCAUCUCGGGUCGAGGCCCCGGGGGAGCGCGCUUGCUCCUAUACCUAGGUCUGUGCCACCUGGGCCUGGGCGCCAUGGUCCUGGCUUUCUCCUUCACCAGCAUGGCCUUCACCUCAUCUGCUCGCGUAAGGCAGUCCUGUCCCUUCUGGGCUGGAUUUUUUGUGGUGGCGUCGGGGAUUGUUGGCAUUAUCUCAUGGAGGAGACCUUUAACACUGGUGGUGUCUCUGUUCAUGCUGCUGUCUGCAGUGUGUGUGAUCCUUAGUCUUGCUGGCUCUAUGCUCUCCUGUCAGAACGCACAGAUGGUCAAGUCCAUGCUCACUUGUCAGGUGGAGAAUGGCCGUUGCAUAUGUUGUGUACCCCCUGAAUCCUGCUCCAGCAAAGAGGAUGGAACUCUCGUCCUCAAUCUUAAUUCGGACUGCCACUCCAUAAGACAUCAACUGAAAGACUUGUUGUUUAGCGCUUGUGGUCUGAGCAUUCUUUCCACCAUCAUCUGUACACUGUCCACAGUCACGUGCAGCAUCCACAUUUUUUCCCUAGACCUUGUGCACCUGCUGGCGCCCCAUCGUUCUCGAUCCGUCAAUCCGGAAUGCACCACUCCUCAGGAUGCUUUCCUUACCAACAUCAUGGACUUCGAUGAGUUUGUUCCGCCUAUUCCGCCGCCUCCUUACUAUCCUCCCGAAUACACCUGCAGCUCAGAAACAGACGCUCAAAGUAUCACCUACAAUGGCUCCAUGGAGAGCCCUAUUCCGCUCUACCCGACUGACUGUCCUCCUCCAUAUGAAGCAGUGAUGGGGCAAAGAGCUGCCAGUCAAGCAACUAUGUUUGACCAACACGGUGCUGAGCUGUCUGGCGAGCGUGCAACCUCUACAGCAUUCAGUGGAGAAGUCUCAAUGGACAGCGGAUCUCUGCUCAUGUCAGAAAUAGUAGACAUUCCAGAUGAUUCGUCUCCGUCCGAGGACUCCUGUCUGCUGGAGGUAGCGCUGAGGAACCAAGGCGGCAGGACCAGCAGGGCGGUCAGCGAGGUGAGCGAAGGUCCAGAUGGAGGAACGGAGCGCAUAAGCCUCCGUGGUCCUCGGUCGCAAACACCGGAGAGUCCUCUGGCUGGAGGACCAAGGGCCAGACGUUUCCUCAGAGGAGAGCGGUCCAACUCUUGCUCUUCACCCAGCACUGCAACCACCAUAUACAGGUCUCCACUAUUGCGGCGCCAGGCCACACUAGCUAGAAGCUGUUCCCAGUUGGAGGCCGUAGCUGGGUCCGCCUCGCAACAGAAAACCUCUGUGCCAGACAUCCUAGUUCGUCCCUCUACUCCUUUGCGUCAGGCAGCUGCUCAAGACGCCUGUCCUCCUCUCACCGAGAAUAGUGUUGGACCUCCUUUACAGCGCCAGCCGCUGUACCUGCGACGACGGGCAGCACGGAAUAGAAAUGACAAUGAAGGCCUGCUACGCAUUACGAGGUCACGUAGUGAACCGGUGCUCAACUCCUCUUCAGGUUUAGUUGACUUGAGAUUUGGUUGCAGCAAAGCUUCUCCAGAUAUAGGUCCAUCCCCUGAGACGCUGCUCCUGCCGCGUACAUCUUUGCAACCGGCUACUGCUUUGCCAACAAAAGACACCAUGAAAUCCACAGACCCAGGUGUGCAAGUUCCCUCCAAAGCUCCGGUAUCACCUCUACGUUUACCCAGAGAAUACCACCGCUCCCUUGGAGACCUCAAGGUGACUCGAGUUCUUGUGGCUCGCUUCCUGCAGCGCUCCAAACGCAACCUGGCGCCCUCCUCUGAGCAUGCUGGGAGCGCAGGGCAGGUACCGAAAAGGAGGGCAGGAGCUGAGGGCACCGUCACCAACCAUCUGUCGUUGGAACAAGUUUGGCGAGCCCCUUGGAGCACCAGUCGAGGACAACCCAACCACCACUCCCACCAGCGCACCCACCAUCACUCCCACAGCGACAGCCGACACAACCGCAGCCACAGCGGCCGCGCCCCAGAAGGCAUCCACCUACGUAGCUGUGGGGAUUUAAACUCUUCGUCCUCUGUAUCUGCACGCCGGUUAGUGUCUCCUCAUCUGCAGCGUGGUUCGUCAGGAGCACUUUACUCAGAGUCUGCCCUGUGAAGAGAAGGAAUUUAAAGAUGAUGAUCAUGUAUUGAAUAUAACACAUCUGAAGACCCAUCUACUCCAAAGUCUUAUGGCCUUCUUCAGUGGGUGCUGUACAACAUUCUGAAUACCAGACAAGAUGCGGCCUAAACAGUGCUAGCAGAAACCCUCUUUCCAUUCAACUGCUGCCUUCGCAGUGGAAAGAUCCUGGAAGACUAAUAGGCCUUCAGGCGUUCAACAUAAUGGACUGCUAUAUGUUAAAUGCCCUUUGGUACAAUGUUGUUUAAUAUUUUGGGUUGGCAGGUUGGAUGAUGAUGAAAAAAAUAACUUGGGUUUUGUCUUCCUUGUAAAAAAAAAAAAAGAAAAUGAAAAGAGACCGACCAUGCAUAUUUAGCCUUGUGUAAUAUAAAAUAAGCAAACAUUCCCAUUUUUCUUCUUUUCGCGAUCCUUCACACCUCUUGCCACUGACACAUUUGCCCACAUAAAUAAUAAUAAUGCACGUCUUGUAUUCUCUUUGGCUGGCCACCUUGGAUACAUGGUUUAGUGUGCAUGUUUUUUGACCCCCAAAAACAUCGGACAUGUCUUUCUUUGCACGGUUUGCCCCCUCCCUGUGUACACACACAACUUAGAGGAAGUGUUAAAUGAUAUGUGUUUUUAAAAAAAGUGUCGCAAACAAAAUAUGCAUAUGCAGCACAUUGGUGUGCAAUAUGUCCUUGUGGACAAAGCAUAUCUGAUUGUGGCUUUAGCAGUCGGAUCCUGUUAGAUAAUGUGUUCAUUGCUCUGAUGAAAUGUCUCUUGCAAUAAAUGUACAAAUUUGUAAGAACACUACAGUACAGGGCUCACACUAAAGGUACCGGGCUGAUUUUACUUGUAAAACAUACCAAUGGAUCCUGAGAUGUACAUAUACACACACAUACUACUUGCACUCUCCACUGAGACGUGUUUCUACCUCCUCCCGUCUUGCAUUAUUAUUGCAUUAUGUCUUGCAUUAUUUAUUUGAAGAAACGUUUAUCUGUAUGGCAGGCUUUGCAGGAUACAGCCUUAAAACCUGAAUAAAUUGUAUGUAAAUAUGACAGCUGUAUAUUGAGUCCGCUUUAUGAACUGCAUGGGGCAGAAUUCUGUAUUGAAACAUAUGACUUGGCAAUCAGUUGGGAAAAAAUACAACUAAAAAGUUAAACUAUUUAAAAACAACACAAACUGAAGACUUAUAGUUCCUUUAUG
Corythoichthys intestinalis (scribbled pipefish) is the source of this 4357-nucleotide messenger RNA. It is a transcript of the gene entrep3, whose product is annotated as family with sequence similarity 189 member B. Lineage: Eukaryota; Metazoa; Chordata; Actinopteri; Syngnathiformes; Syngnathidae. The coding region runs from base 980 to 3154 and encodes 724 amino acids. The record is from RefSeq and is a predicted model, not a curated record. Gene Ontology annotation, cellular component: membrane. The transcript is spliced from 14 exons.